Adelges cooleyi (spruce gall adelgid) is the source of this 2799-nucleotide messenger RNA. Its product is annotated as broad-complex core protein-like. Lineage: Eukaryota; Metazoa; Arthropoda; Insecta; Hemiptera; Adelgidae. The record is from RefSeq and is a predicted model, not a curated record. Gene Ontology annotation, cellular component: nucleus. Gene Ontology annotation, molecular function: protein binding. Bases 331 to 1953 code for a protein of 540 amino acids. The transcript has 7 exons. Gene Ontology annotation, biological process: regulation of transcription by RNA polymerase II.
AAAAACCACACCGGCCGUACAUGACAGUUAGCGUUUUGAUGCAACGCAAGUACAACCAGUUCGCCGAUAUUGGUCGUUUGCGCCGCCGUUGCCUUUGCCCGUCAGCGAGUGUGUCUGUGUGCGCGCCGUACGGUUUUCGGCCGGUCACCCACAAACCGUGUGCGAACGUCUUGGACCGGUCGCGUGCCAGUGCAAUAUAUUCAUGCGAGGUGGUGAUUUUUUAUUUGUUUUUCCAUACAUCUUCUGUCUUCUUCGCCGCUUUGUAUUUUCUUCGCCGUUUCCGCGAUCGUCUUCACCAACAACCCUCUUAGCGGUUCAGUUCGGUUCGGCAUGACCUGUCGGCUUCCCGCCCGGCCUCCACCGCCACAUUAUUACGGCGGGACAGUGUCAGCCGAGGCCCGUCGCGUAAUGGGCGACCUGCAGCAUUUUUGCCUGCGCUGGAACAACUACCAGAACAGCAUAACCACGGCGUUCGAGAAUCUCAGGGACGACGAGGACUUCAUUGACGUGACUUUGGCGUGCGACGGCAAGAGCCUGAAAGCGCACAGAGUCGUCUUGUCCGCUUGCAGCCCAUACUUUAGAGAGCUGUUGAAAAGCACACCGUGCAAACACCCGGUAAUCGUGUUGCAAGACGUGGUGUUCGAUGAUCUACAGGCGCUCGUCGAGUUCAUCUACCACGGUGAAGUGAACGUGCAGCAGAGGAAUCUCAGUUCGUUCCUGAAAACCGCCGAGGUGCUCAGGGUCAGCGGUCUCACCCAACCGUCCGAUUCGUCUGCCAAUGAUAAUUCAGCGAGACAAUCAUCCGAGACACCGCCGGCGCCCGAAACCUCGUUCCUGUCUCCAGCCAAUCAAGCGCCCGAGGGCAGGCUGUCCCCACAAGUCAGGCAGAGAAAAAGCUUUCCACAACAAUCACCGUCGUCCAUACCUUCGCCCCGUUCAAAGGAAAACUCUCCGAUACCCUUAAAGCGCACUAAGACCAUGUCGUCGGGAUGCGGCAUUGAUCUGUCUGAGAGGUCUUCCCAACACAGUCCCAGUUCGGCGGGCAGUCGACCCAACUACAACGACGACGACGACCCGGGCGACCGGUCGGACGGCGGCGGCACGGGCACCGGAAGUGUCGGCCACAACAGCAACGGCGAUGAGCCUCCGAUGGAUUACUCGCGGACGUAUCAACACCAGCAACAGCAACAGCAGCCGCAGCCGCAAUACCAACAGAAUCAGCAGCAGCAGACGCCGGCGGCGGCGGCCGCGGCAGUGGCGGCCGCGACGCUGCAGGACGAUAUGGCGCAGAAUCUGAUGGUGCCGCGCAGGGUCAAAGCCGAACCGGUCGAGCACAACAGCACGUACGGGGACGGCAGCAACGAUUCAGCGGCCGACUUUACGGGCGUCCACCCGGCCAUCGGCAUGUCCGAGCCCGACGACACGUCCUACCAGAUCCAUCAUUCGUACCUGGACAGCAAGUUCUUCGCGGCCGCCGGCGCCACUUUCAACUUCAGCAUGGCCGCCGCGCUGGCCGCCGACUCACUAGCGGGUCUGAACAAUCACAACCAUACCAAUGCGAUAGACACUCUCGGAGGUUCCACGUCUCAAGACUGGUCAGAGGCUGGUGGAGGAGUCGGCGGCGGGGAGACGCUGUCCUGUUUCGUUUGCGGCAAGCGCUUGAGCACCAGGUUGACGUUGAAGCGGCACAUCGAACAGCAGCACAACCAGCCUCUGCACUCGGCCGUCUGCAACGUGUGCAACAAAGUGUUCCGCACGCUCAACAGUCUCAACAACCACAAGAGCAUUUACCACCGCAAACCCAAGGCGUAUAAGGCGACCGUGGCGGCGGCGGCGGCCGCGGCAGCCACGGCGACGUCCACGACAAACCUGCCGCCGCUGGCCGUGUGGUACAAUAACAACAACAACAACAACAACAGUAACAACAACAACGACGACGACGACGGCAACUGACGAACGCCGUUGCUCGUGCAGAGGACCGCCUGAGAAGACUGUAAGUGAGACACGCCGUCCUCGCCGCGACCGACAACCCGGACAACAGUAUUAUUACAUUCAAUUAUUAUUAUUAUUAUUAUUAUUAUUACCUAUUAGGUAUUAUUUAUUUACGAAUACUAAAUAAGCGGUUUGUUAUAAUAUGUAUCCGCCACGACUGCAAAGUGCAAUAAUGAUAUUAAUAAUAUUAUUAAAAAACAAAAUGUAUUUUUUAAAGUAAAUCGAAUUGGUAGCGUUUUGUUUUGUUUUGCGAACGGUAAUAUCGCAUUUUCUUAAUUUUAUAUGUUCUAAUGUAAUAUUCGGUAGAUAUUAUAGCGUCCGUCAUUUUGUAUAUUGAUGGCGUGUUGAGCAUAAAAUAUUAAUUUUUAAGAAUAAUUUUAUAUUACUAAAAAAAAUCGUGUACACGACGUUAUGAUCGAUGAUAAUAAUAAUAAUAAUAGUAUUAUUAUACUCGUAGACUGCGGCCUUUGUGCCUUUACAAUAUUUAUGUAUAUAUUAAUAUGUUACAUUAUAGUGUUUAUACAAAAUUAUAUUAUGUAGUCUGUACCAACCGUGUUUGAAUGCGUAACGAUCGGUGGUUAGAACAUAAUAUUAUAAUCUCGUCUAGUGAAAGAAUAACAAGUUUUUCGCUCGGUUUUGUUACAUUUUUUUUUUAUAUAUAUAUUCGUCCGACCAAAAUAAGACCUUCUAUAAUAUAUUAUAAUAAAUGGUAUAAAGCUCGUAGUGCUAAUCGAACGUAUGUAAAUGUUUAGCAUUAUUUUUUGUACUAAAAAUCUAAUAAAAAAAAACCGAUCUAUAUGAAGAAAA